Conger conger (European conger) is the source of this 5236-nucleotide messenger RNA. Its product is annotated as A disintegrin and metalloproteinase with thrombospondin motifs 18-like. Gene Ontology annotation, biological process: proteolysis; extracellular matrix organization. Lineage: Eukaryota; Metazoa; Chordata; Actinopteri; Anguilliformes; Congridae. The record is from RefSeq and is a predicted model, not a curated record. The transcript is spliced from 21 exons. The coding region runs from base 232 to 3312 and encodes 1026 amino acids. Gene Ontology annotation, cellular component: extracellular matrix. Gene Ontology annotation, molecular function: metalloendopeptidase activity.
UACAGACGUUUGGCACAGAGGGCUUUACUGCUGCAGCACAGGAGCCUGAUUCAUACAACUGCUUUUAUCAGGGAUUUAUACAAAACCACACCACUUCGUCCGUCGCCAUAUCCACCUGCUCAGGGCUGUCAGGUUUGAUCCGGACUUCAGACGACGAGUUCUUCAUCACUCCACUGCCCCGGCACCUGGCUGUGGAGCAUAACUACAGCGCCCCUAGUGGACAUCACCCGCAUGUGCUCUACAAGCGUUCAGCUGAACAUCAAAUCCACAGGAGCACAAAAGUGCCUCAAAUGGAGAGACCAACCAACCACUACCGGCACCACCUUCACCACCACGGGGAAACGCAGAGGCAGCACUUCUGUGGACGACGCAAGCAAUGUAUACGCUCCUAAGCCUCCCGCGGAGGAUCGGCCCAUUAUGCCUGAUGAGUUCGAGCCUCCAGGCAGGGCUAAACGAUCUCCUAUCACCGACAACAAGGUGGGGGGGCUGAACGUGGAGACGCUGGUGGUGGCUGACCGGAAAAUGCUGGAGAAGCACGGCAGGGAGAACGUCACCACCUACGUCCUGACCGUCAUGAACAUGGUAUCAAGUCUUUUCAAAGAUGGCACCAUUGGAACCGAUAUCAACAUUGUGGUCGUCAGCCUCCUUCUUCUGGAACUCGAUCCUCUGGGCUUGACGAUAAACCACCACGCCGACCAGUCCCUCAACAGCUUCUGCCAGUGGCAGUCGGGCUUGGUAGGACGGAACGGGAAACGGCACGACCACGCCGUGCUGCUGACAGGCCUGGACAUCUGCUCCUGGAAGAACGAGCCGUGUGACACUCUGGGGUUCGCCCCUAUCAGUGGGAUGUGCAGUAAGUAUCGGAGCUGCACCAUUAAUGAAGACACAGGACUGGGCCUGGCGUUCACCAUAGCGCACGAAUCAGGGCACAAUUUCGGGAUGGUUCACGAUGGCGAGGGGAACCCGUGCAGGAAGGCAGAGGGGAACAUCAUGUCGCCCACGUUGGCCGGUAACAACGGAGUCUUCUCCUGGUCUGCCUGCAGUCGCCAGUACCUCAGCAAAUUCCUUGGUACAGCUCAAGCUUCUUGUCUGGUGGAUGAGCCAAAACAAAUUGGACAGUACAAGUACCCAGAGCAGCUCCCUGGCCAGUUGUACGAUGCUGACACACAGUGCAAAUGGCAGUUUGGCUCCAAGGCAAAACUCUGUAAUCUGGACUUUGUGAAGGACAUCUGCAAGUCACUGUGGUGUCACCGGGUGGGACACAGAUGUGAAACCAAGUUUAUGCCGGCUGCAGAAGGAACCAUCUGUGGAAUGGAUAUGUGGUGUCGGAGAGGCCAAUGUGUGAAGUUCGGGGACCACGGCCCGAAAGCAGUCCAUGGUCAGUGGUCGCAGUGGUCUGGGUGGUCCGACUGUUCCCGGUCUUGUGGAGGGGGCGUGAUGUACAAGGAGAGGUCCUGCAACAGCCCCAGGCCGCAGUACAGUGGCAAGUUCUGCCAAGGAGCCAGCCGUGUGUAUGAGCUGUGCAACACCAAGGCCUGCCAGCCCAAUGGAGUGGACUUCCGGGCACAGCAGUGUGCAGAGUACAACAGCAAGCCCUUCCGGGGCUGGUACUACAAAUGGAAGCCUUACACAAAGGUGGAAGAUGAGGACAUCUGUAAGCUGUAUUGCAUCGCAGAGGAUUUCGACUUUUUCUUCGCCAUGUCCAGCAAAGUCAAAGAUGGGACAUCCUGCUCCGAUCUCAAAGGGGAUGUGUGCAUUGAUGGGAUAUGUGAGCCUGUUGGAUGUGACCAGAUUUUGGGUUCAAAGUCGACUGUGGAUGCCUGUGGUGUCUGCAAAGGGGACAACUCCACCUGCAAGUUCUUCAAGGGCCAGUACUUCCUGCAGCACCGGUCCAAUGAAUACUACACGGUGGUCACUGUCCCGGCUGGAGCCCGGAGCAUCCGCGUGCAGGAAGUGGAGAUCUCCACCAGCUAUCUGGCUGUCCGCAGCCUCAAGAAGAAAUACCAUCUGACAGGGGACUGGACUGUUGACUGGCCUGGAACAUUCCAAUUCGCGGGGACAGUGUUCGACUAUCGGCGCUCCUUCAAUCGGCCGGAGAGCCUGUACGCGGCGGGUCCGACUAAUGAGACGCUGGUCUUUGAAAUCCUGCUCCAGGGGAAGAAUCCAGGCGUGGCGUGGGAGUACACCCUGCCCCGCAGCGAAAGGAAGCCCAACUACACCUGGGGGGUGGUGCGGUCUGACUGCUCCGCCCCCUGCGCUGGAGGUCGGAUAUCGACAAAAGCGGUUUGUUUACAAGAUCAGCGAACGCAAGUCAACUCUACUCUCUGCAACCCCCAGACAAGACCUGUAGUGGGAUCAGUCCUCUGCAAUACACAGCCCUGCCCAGCCUACUGGGUGACCGGGGAGUGGGGGGCGUGCAGUCGCAGUUGCGGGGGAGGCCAGCAGAUGCGGCCGGUCCGGUGCCUGCGCAGGGUGACGUACCAGCGGGAGGAGCCCGUGAUGCACUCCCUGUGCCCCGUCUCUGCUCCAGCCCAGCUGCAGGCCUGCGGCCUUCAGGCCUGCCCUCCGCAGUGGAGCUCUGGAGCCUGGUCACAGUGCUCUAAGACCUGCGGGCGGGGUCUGAGGAAGCGCGGCGUGUUCUGCCGGAGCACGGACCCCGGGGCUAAAGCCGUGACCCUGCCGGAGAGCGCGUGCCGGCCCAGCGCUCGGCCCCUGUCCCAGGAGACCUGCGUGGUGCGCCGCUGCCCCAAGAACGACAGGCUGCAGUGGCUGGCCACGCCCUGGGGCGAGUGCUCCUCGUCCUGCGGGCUGGGGGUGCAGAGGAGGGAGUUGCGCUGCGGGGAGAGGGGACCCCAGGGCCAGCACGCCGAGUUCCCCCCGAGGAGGUGCAGGAACCUGGCCAAGCCAGCGCUGGAGCUCCAGCAGAUCUGCAGCAGAGGGGCUUGCCCCGAACCUCAACCCCACUGGCCCCCACUGCCCACCCCGGGGAGGACAGCCACCAUGGUGCUGGGGUGGUACUCCUCUCCAUGGCAGCAGUGCUCAGUGUCGUGUGGGGGAGGAGUACAGACGCGCAGUGUCCAGUGUUUGAGACAGGGGCGGGCCGCGGCAGGCUGUCUGCCCCAUCACAGGCCUGUGGCCUCCCGCGCCUGCAACACCAACUUCUGCCCAGCGCCCGGUCCUGUCCUCACAGACACAGAACAGCCUUGCAUUGACUCCUUCAGCUGGUGCCACUUGGUUCCCCAGCACGGUGUGUGCAACCACAAGUUCUACGGGCAGCAGUGCUGCAAAUCCUGCUCCCUGAAGAGGCGGUAGCCCUCCCUGUCGGACCCAGCCUCCAGCCAGCGGCUGACACUUCAGGACCGUGCUGACUGAAGUCAUGACAACACAGGGAUGUGUCAGGCAGCCCAAACUGGAUUUGGGAUGACUUUGCAGGGGAAUAACUGAAGCGAGUCUCUGUCCUGGAGUACUUGAUAACUGAUGAGUGGGGAGAAAAGGCAAAUGUUUAUGGCUGUCGGUGGGAAAUGCUCCUGUUUCUUUGUCUAUCAGUUAUUGUCCCUUGACUGGAAAUUCAGUAUUGUAACAUACUGCAAGAUACUUAUAAUGUAAAUAUGUUAUCGACGUUCUUGUGUACUAUGUCUUGAGAUGGUAACCAUCUGUUUUAAGCCAUUAUGAGAAUUUUAAGGAAGCCCCUGUGAACUCUUGUUGAUGUCUAUUUACACGUGUAUAUAGUCAAAUAGACUUCAGCGAGAAUUCAAUUAUUAACUUAUAUGUAAACGGUAGGCUUGCCCUUGUGAGCUCUUUAUAAGAUGUAAGUGAACACAUCUUAAUAGACUUAAUUGAUUUGUUUUCCAUGCAUCACUUCCGACUCUACUUGUUGUUUUAAUCGCAAUUAUCACAUGCACUUAUGUUACCCGGCCCCUCCAUGCUAUCGCUGGAUUGGCUUUGGAGCAAGUAAACCUACACAAUCAAGUGUACGUUACAAUCACAGUAGUAUUUGUGUGUUAAUUUGUUUGUUUUAAAUGAUUGCAUUUCCUAUCCCCCUGCCAGGAGUAAUAAUGUUUACAGUUAUGCGCGGUCCUUUGCUUGGCUGGUGAAUUCUGCGGAUGUUCUUGGAUGUGUCUUUCUUUGUCCAUGACCAAGGACAGAGUCCAUAUCACUCCUGCCUGACAGUGCGGGUAGCACAGAUUAAUCUGCCUGUCUUCAUUAACGCAGAGGGAUGUCAGGGUUUGAAGUGAGAUGAGUGAUGAGUGAGGGAACUGUGGUUAGCGGGGUGGUCUCUGGCAGACCUUUGCUUUGAUACGUAUUAUCCAGGAACAGGAACACCACUGCAAAAAUAAAAAAAGAACAAGUAUUUUAGUCUUAUAGUGAGACUUGAAAUUGUUCUUUUACUCUUUUUGCUGAAUAAGAUUGAGGUAAGGCACUUAUUUCAAGAUUUGCCGAUGGAAUAUGAACAUUUCAAGCAAACAAUAACUUAAAACAAGCUAACAUAUUAUACUUAAAAAAUAAGAUCUUAAGUCUUAUGAGAAGACUAAAAUGCUUUUUGCAGUGAGUUCCCUGUGCCCUUGGCUCACUUCAGACUAUUCUCUUAGAAUUGGGGGACUGCCUUACCUGGUGUUUACCUGGACUAACUAAGCAUACAUCUGGCCACAGGCCAGGAUUCUGAAAGCGUGAUGCGUCCAGCUAAACCCUUUCCCUGGGUGUUCUUAUCCACUCUCUUCGUACUAUUCUUAGUGCCUUUUAAAAUUAGCGUCUGCCAACAAUGUCAGACUCCUUUGACCUGAAAGAACAGGAAAAACAAGAAGGGAACAGGACAUUCUGGAACAUGUCAUACAGGUUAUACAACAAUGGGGGAGAACAGGAAAGAGCCUGGAACCUGUAGACGGUUGUUGACGGUAACGGUCCUGCAUUCUCCUUGCACGGUCCAAACUGGAGGCAGUUCUGGCGGCCCAUGGUCCCCAUGGUGAGAAAGGGAUCUGGAUGUUCUGCCCAACUCAUAACCAAUAUGGUGAUUCUCCCUCUACUCCCUCAAAUGUGGAAAUGGCCAGGUCCAGACAGGCAUGGGGAAGCAGGAUUGCAAGACUGGACAUGCCUAGCUAGUCCCAGUUAUAUUUAAUGGUGUGCUCCAGUCACAGGGGCUUCUGGCCAAUAUCACAGGUUGACGUGGCAGCUUUCUCCUGGUUGUGUUUUGCCAUUGCAUUGCAACAUUAAUACCGAUGAAAAACAUUUGCAGUUUACC